This is a messenger RNA of Dendrobium catenatum, 3637 nucleotides long. RefSeq names its product brassinosteroid LRR receptor kinase BRI1. NCBI's taxonomy places the organism in Eukaryota, Viridiplantae, Streptophyta, Magnoliopsida, Asparagales, Orchidaceae. Gene Ontology annotation, molecular function: protein kinase activity; protein binding; ATP binding. The record is from RefSeq and is a predicted model, not a curated record. The transcript has a single exon. Bases 112 to 3357 code for a protein of 1081 amino acids. Gene Ontology annotation, biological process: protein phosphorylation.
CACUAUCAAACUUUUUUCUCUCACCCCCAAUGGCUUCUCUGCAACUCCUUCGGCUGCUUUAAUGGCGGAACCCUAAACCCUAGAAACCCUACUCUGCUUCUUCCUUUCUUCAUGGCCUCCUCUCUCCUCGUAUUAUUCGUACUCCUUCUUACCUCUCUGCUCACCGCCGCAGAUGAUAUCAACCUUCUCAUAUCCUUUAAACGCUCUCUCCCCAACCCUCAAACUCUCCCUACCUGGAUCCCUAAAAACAACCCCUGCACGUCCUUCACCGGCGUUUCCUGCACCGCAGGUCGCGUAACUCGCGUGAAUCUCGACUCUGUUCCUUUCAACGCCGACUUCCGCGUCGUUUCUUCCACUCUUCUUUUUCUCGACCGCCUUGAAUCCUUAUCCAUUCGCUUCUCCAACCUCUCCGGCAGCAUCAGUCGAGCUUCCCGCUGCGGAGGGAAGAUUUUUGAGCUUUCCGUUGCCGGAAACAGCCUCACUGGUACGAUCGCCGAUGUUGCAGCACUGGCUUCGUUGUGCUCUUCACUCAGGACAUUGAACCUUUCCGGCAACGCGGUUGCGGGUUCAGGCGAGGGCGAGUUCAGCUUCCCGUUGCUGGAGACACUUGAUCUCUCUUUCAACAGGAUCUCGUCCAUCGGCGACGUUCGAAAAAUCUUACUCUCCGGUCCCGGCAUCCGCUUUCUUGACCUCUCCUCAAAUGCCAUCUCCGGUGAGAUAGCGAGUGGAGUACUUGACGGUUGUGGGCAGCUUACCGUUCUCAACCUAUCGUCGAACCAUCUCUCUGGAGCUCUAUCUGGUGAUCUUGCGUACUGUUCUUCUCUUCAGGCAUUUAAUCUCUCUGCUAAUAAUCUCUCAGGUGAGAUCCCUGUUGAAACGCUCUCUGAGAUCUCUGAUCUAAGGAUCCUGCAGCUCUCAUUCAACAAUUUCUCCGGCGGGCUGCCUAAAUCUCUCUCUAAUCUCACCAAGCUGGAAGUUCUUGAUUUCAGUUCCAAUGCCUUGUCUGGCUUCAUCCCCCUUAGCUUUGGCAGCAGCUUAAGGGAGAUUCAUCUGCAGAGCAAUCUCUUCACAGGCCCCAUCCCAGCAACUCUUAGCAACUGCUCGAAUCUUGUUUCCAUCGACCUCAGCUUUAAUUACCUCUCCGGGAAGAUCCCUUCCUCCAUCGCUACUCUUCCUUUCCUCCGGGAUCUUAUCAUGUGGCAGAACCUCCUUGAAGGUGAGAUCCCCACCGAUUUCGGCCGCAGCACUGCUCUCGAAAACCUUAUCCUCGACAACAAUGCUCUCACCGGCUCAAUCCCUUCUGGUCUCAGCAACUGCUCCGAUCUCAACUGGAUCUCUCUCUCCAGUAACCACUUCACCGGCGAGAUACCGUCAUGGAUCGGCCGGCUUGAGAAUCUCGCCAUCCUUAAGCUUGGAAACAAUUCCUUCUCCGGUUCCAUUCCACCGGAGCUCGGUGACUGCAAGAGCCUCAUAUGGUUGGAUCUUAACAGUAAUCGGUUGAGUGGCACUAUCCCAUCCACUCUAUCAAAGCAAUCCGGCAAUAUAGCGGUUGGAUUUGUAACUGGAAAGAGAUAUGUCUAUUUGAAGAAUGAUGGGAGCAAGGAGUGCCGAGGUGCGGGGAACCUCCUUGAGUUCGCCGGAAUCCGGCCAGAACAACUUAGCAGGCUACCAAGUCAUCCCUGCAACUUCACCAGAGUGUAUGUUGGGAGCACCAGGUACACUUUCAACAAGAAGGGAUCCAUGAUUUUUCUUGAUUUGUCUUACAAUGAUCUUACCGGUGAAAUCCCGAGAGAGCUUGGCAGCAUGUAUUAUCUCAUGGUAUUGAAUUUAGGCCACAAUAUGUUAUCAGGACCCAUUCCUGAUGAAUUAGGUAGCUUGCGAUAUGCUGCUGUGUUUGAUCUCUCGCAUAAUUCUCUGGAGGGUUCCAUCCCAGCAAGUUUGGGCCACCUCACUAUGCUCUCUGAAAUUGAUCUAUCUAACAAUAAGCUCAAUGGAACAAUUCCUGAAUCAGGUCAACUCGUCACAUUCCCAAGUUUCAGAUAUGAGAACAACUCUGGUCUCUGUGGCCUCCCUCUUCUUUCCUGCGAGCGAAACUCCUUGUCAAGUUCAAGUAAUCAAGAACAGAAGUCUCACCGGCGGCAAGCGUCCAUUGCCGGCAGCGUGUCUUUGGGGCUUCUUUUCUCAGUUUUCUGCAUCAUAGCCAUCAUCCUCAUUGCAGUAGAGAGCAAAAAGAGAAGCAGAUUAGUAAAGGAUAAUGGAAGCAGCACAAAGGACAUCUAUAUCGACAGCCUUUCGCAUUCUUCCACAGCCUGGAAGAUGACUACCACGAAGGAAGCCCUGAGUAUCAACCUCGCCACCUUCGAAAAACCCCUAAAAAAACUCACUUUUGCUGAUCUCCUCGAGGCCACCAAUGGCUUCCAUGAUAACAGCAUGAUUGGCUCCGGCGGUUUUGGCGAUGUCUACAAGGCUCAGCUCAAGGAUGGCAGUAUCGUCGCCAUCAAGAAACUGAUACACAUUAGCGGACAGGGCGACAGAGAGUUCAUGGCAGAGAUGGAAACCAUUGGAAAGAUCAAGCACAGGAACCUGGUUCCCCUCCUGGGUUACUGCAAGGUGGGAGAAGAGCGUCUCCUUGUUUAUGAAUACAUGAAGUAUGGAAGCUUGGAAGAUGUUCUACAUAACCGGAAGAAGACGAACAUUAAGCUCGCUUGGCCGGCAAGGAGGAAGAUAGCAAUAGGUGCAGCAAGAGGCCUUGCAUUCCUUCACCAUAGCUGCAUUCCUCACAUCAUACACAGGGACAUGAAAUCCAGCAACGUACUUCUUGACGAGAAUCUCGAAGCAAGAGUCUCCGAUUUUGGAAUGGCGAGAUUGAUGAGCGCAAUGGACACUCAUCUCAGUGUAUCGACGCUCGCCGGCACCCCGGGUUACGUCCCGCCGGAGUAUUACCAGAGCUUCCGGUGCACAACCAAAGGGGAUGUUUACAGUUACGGCGUUGUACUGCUCGAGCUCCUCACCGGAAAGCCGCCGACCGACUCUGCCGAUUUCGGCGACAAUAACAAUCUUGUUGGUUGGGCGAAGCAGCACUCAAAGCUCAGGAUCAGUGAUGUUUUCGAUCCCGAGCUUCUAAAAGAUGAUCCCGGGCUUGAGUUGGAGCUGUUGGAGCAUCUUAAGAUCGCUUGCGCCUGCUUGGACGAUCGACCGAUGCGAAGACCGACAAUGCUUAGGGUUAUGGCUAUGUUCAAGGAGAUUCAGGCAGGGUCAACGGUAAGCUCCACGGCCUCCGCCGCCGCUUCUUCUCUGGGUGAUGGUUUCACAGUGGUUGAUAUGAGCUUAAAGGAAGGGAAGGAGGAGAAAGAUUGAGCAGCAGCAGAGCAAACUAAGGCAAUUCUUACAAUUCCUUCAACACAUUUGGUAAAAUCGCAUAUUUUACUCUUUAUUAUCUGCAAUCACUGUAACAUAUUUGUAGGAAUGCCUGUUUCACAAAUCACAAGCUUUUCAGUUCUUUCCAUGUACAUAUCUGCCAACCUUCUUCCCAAUAUCUAAAUUUUCCUUCAUGAACUUCUGAUUAUUUAAUCCUCCUUCAUGAACACUUAGGACAAUUUUAUUUUAUUAUCUUUUUUAGUUAAGACUGAACCACACA